Molecule: messenger RNA, 2001 nt
Organism: Neomonachus schauinslandi (Hawaiian monk seal)
Lineage: Eukaryota; Metazoa; Chordata; Mammalia; Carnivora; Phocidae
Gene: ARHGAP8
Product: Rho GTPase activating protein 8
Exons: 14
Coding region: 31-1404 (457 amino acids)
Biological process (GO): negative regulation of endocytic recycling; small GTPase-mediated signal transduction
Cellular component (GO): cytoplasm
Molecular function (GO): GTPase activator activity
Source: RefSeq, a predicted model, not a curated record
GGGCUGUAGGCAGGGUAUUGGAAACACCCCAUGCCGGGGUCCCCGAGAGGUGGCAUCGGAAAGGUGUGCCUGGGCCGCCCUGCCCAGCAGCAGAGCAUGUCCCGGCUGGACUUGGAGAUGCUGGCCGAAAUAGAGCUGCGGAAAGAUGAGGAGCAGGCAGCUGCCCUGAGCAUAGUGAGAAGGCCGUUGGUGGUGCCCUCGGCUCGCCAGGACCCCGUGCUGAGCAUGAAUCACCCCUUCUACGACGUGGCCAGGCACGGCAUCCUGCAGGUGGCAGGAGAGGACCGCUUUGGAAGACGAGUCAUCACCUUCAGCUGCUGCCGGAUGCCCCCCUCCCACGAGCUCAACCACAGGCGUCUGCUGGAGUAUUUGAAGCACACGCUGGACCAGUACGUGGAGAGUGAUUACACCGUUGUCUACUUCCACCACGGGCUGAACAGCCGGAACAAGCCGUCCCUGGGCUGGCUGCAGAGCACCUACAAGGAGUUUGACAGGAGGUACAAAAAGAAUUUGAAGGCGCUGUACAUUGUGCACCCCACCAACUUCAUCAGGGUCCUGUGGACCAUCUUCAAACCCCUCAUCAGUCAUAAGUUUGGGAAAAAAGUCAUCUAUUUCAACUACUUGAGUGAGCUCCGCGAACACCUCAAGUACGACCAGCUGAUCGUCCCCCCGGAGGUUCUGCGGUAUGAUGAGAAGCUCCAGAAGCUGCACAAGGGCAGGUCGCCCCCUCCCGCCAAGACACCGCCACCACGGCCCCCUCUGCCUACCCAGCAGUUUGGCGUCAGUCUGCAAUACCUCAAGGACAAAAAUCAAGGUGAGCUCAUCCCGCCUGUGCUGAAGUUCACAGUGACCUACCUGAGAGAGAAAGGACUCCGCACUGAGGGCCUGUUCCGGAGAUCGGCCAGUGUCCACACCAUCCGCGAGAUUCAGCGGCUGUACAAUCAAGGGAGGCCCGUGAACUUUGAUGACUAUGGCGACUUCCACAUCCCUGCUGUGAUCCUGAAGACCUUCCUGCGAGAGCUGCCCCAACCACUGCUGACCUUCAGGGCCUACGAGCAGAUUCUCGGGAUCACCAGUGUGGAGAGCAGCCUGCGGGUGACCCGCUGCCGCCAGAUCCUGCAGAGCCUUCCAGAACACAACUACGCUGUCCUUAGCUACCUCAUGGGCUUCCUUCAUGAAGUGUCCCGGGAGAGCGUUUUUAACAAAAUGAACAGCUCCAACCUGGCGUGCGUCUUUGGGCUGAAUUUAAUCUGGCCAUCCCAGGGGGCGUCCUCCCUGAGCGCCCUCGUGCCUCUGAACUUGUUCACCGAACUGCUGAUCGAGUACUACGAGAAGGUCUUCAGCACCCCGGAGGCCCGCGGGGAGCUCAGCACUGGCGUCCCUGAGGCAGCCCUCCAGCUCUGACCCCGCCACAGCCUGGCACGGAGAGCUGAGACCCGGCCACAGCCUCUGGACAAGCUGCCUGCCGUCUGCACCCCUGCCCCCGGGAGGGGGUCUGUGCUCCCACAAUUCAGCACAAGCCCAGAAAAGCCUCAGAGUUCUGUUGCCAGGAAAAAAAAAAAAAAACAACCUGAAAUAAAAAUGAUGGGUCCCUUAAGAGCGCACCGCUGUGAGCAGCAGAAUUAACAACGACAUUAAAUCAAAUCUCGUGCAUUAUGCAGAAGGGUUUACGGUGUGACGCACGGCUGUGAAAUGUAUGUCUCAAAUUUCCUGACUCUGAGAGGUGGCCCCAAGACGUUUUCCUGUGGCUGCUUUGAUAACCGUCUCCCUUUCACGAACGAUAAUUGUGGAAUCCCAGCUUCAGCACAGCGUGGCCUUGUCACCCUUCCUUGUAUCAAAGCACCAUUUCCCUAUCAUUUCCACAGCAAAGGAGAGCGAUUACGGUGCUAAUGUGUGGCAAGCAUGCGUGGUGCAUUUCAGCGUCAAACAAUGAAAUGUGAUGUGGAAAUGAGGACUCCAGGGUGUCUCUGUUGACAGGAUGUGUGGAAUAAAUUGUUCAAA